Messenger RNA from Amborella trichopoda, 2323 nucleotides. Its product is annotated as pentatricopeptide repeat-containing protein At3g47530. Gene Ontology annotation, biological process: RNA modification. NCBI's taxonomy places the organism in Eukaryota, Viridiplantae, Streptophyta, Magnoliopsida, Amborellales, Amborellaceae. The record is from RefSeq and is a predicted model, not a curated record. Gene Ontology annotation, molecular function: protein binding; zinc ion binding; RNA binding.
ACUCGACCCGGGCCAGCCCCCUGCUGAGUCAGGAAGCAAACAUCAGUGUUCUUCCCCUAACCUCCAUUUCUUCGUUAAAACUUAAAAACUGUGGGUUUGACUCAGAAGAUGGCAGACAAAAACCACGAAGAGACAUUAAUCUCUCUUUUGAAAUUAUGCCCAUCCAUGGAUCAACUUCGCCAAAUCCAUGCCUGACCUAUAUGCACAUCUAUCAUACACCAUCCCUCCAUUUUACGACAUCUCCUCUCCUUCGUCGCCCUCUCUUCCCCCUCUAACAUGAAUUACGCUCGUUUGGUAUUUGCCGGAAUAAGAAAACCUGAAGUUUAUCUCUAUAACACCAUGCUCAGAGGCUACUCUCUCGGUGAAUCCCCUGAGAAAGCCCUCUUCUUCUAUAAACAUAUGAGGAAAACUGGUGUGAACACCGAUGCCUUUGCUUCCUCUUUCACACUCAAAUCAUGUGCAAAUCUUCUUGCCGUGUUCGAAGGAAAACAAAUUCGUUGUCGGAUUAUACGAGAUGGGUAUGAACCAGAUGUGUUCCUUUUAACUUCUUUGAUGGAUAUGUAUGCUCGAUGUCAUUAUGGUCACGAUGCGCAUAGAGUGUUCGAUAUCAUGCCUCGAAGAGAUACAGUUGUUUGGAAUGUUCUAAUCUCAAGUUUUCUGCAAAAUUCACGAACCAGAGAUGCGUUAAAGCUUUUCGAGGAGAUGGUAACAGAAGAUGCCCACCCAGAUAAUGUUACUUGCCUGCUUACUCUUCAGGCUUGCGCUAAUUUGGGGGCAUUGGAUUUAGGCGAAAGGGUCCAUGAGUAUAUAGACCAAAGAGAAUUUACAAAAGCCAUUAAUCUGUGUAAUUCUCUGAUUGAUAUGUAUGCAAAGUGUGGGUGUUUGGAUAAGGCAUAUAUAGUUUUUAGGGAGAUGAUGGAAAGGAACGUGGUCACAUGGACCACCAUGAUAUCCGAGCUCGCAAUGCAUGGUCAUGGGAGGAUGGCCCUUGAUGCCUUUGAUGCCAUGUUAAGAUCGGGGGUUAAGCCUGAUGAGCAUACGCACACUGGUGUGUUAUCUGCAUGCAGCCAUGCCGAAUUAGUGGAUGAUGGGCAUGCACAUUUCCAUGAUCUCAUUCAUGGCAAGUAUAAGACUGUGCCAAAUUUGCACCGUUAUGGGUGCAUGGUUGAUCUAAUCGGUCGAGCUGGAAUGCUGGAACAGGCCUAUGGGACGAUAAGCUCAAUGCAUGUCAAGCCUGAUGCGACCAUAUGGAGAACUCUUCUCGGUGCAUGUCGCAUCCAUGGCCACGCAUGUCUUGGUGAAAAGGUCAUGGAUCAUCUCGCUGACCUAAAGGCUCAACAAGCGGGUGACUAUGUUCUGCUAACAAAUAUCUAUGCAUCGAAGGGCAACUGGGAUGGGGUUGCAAACUUGAGAAAAGUGAUGAAAGAUGAUGGGAUUCAAACCUCACCAGGAUGGAGUUCAAUUGAAGUGAAUGGAGAGAUUUACAAGUUUGUGGUGGAUGAUAAUUCACACCCUCGAUCUAAGGAGAUUUAUGCAAUGCUUGAAGAGAUGGAAAGGCAAUUGAAGUAUUCAGGUUAUGCUGUGAACAUGGCAGCUGAGCUUCACGAUUCAGAUUUGGAGAUGAGGAGAAAGCUCUCUUACGGUAGUGAGAAGUUUGCAAUCGCUUUCGCACUCAUCAGCACACCUCCAGGAACGACAAUUAGGAUCACUAAGAACCUGAGGAUUUGUGUGGAUUGGAAUUCUGUUGCGAAGGUUCUUUCAAGGAUUUAUAACAGAGAGAUCAUAGUGAGAGAUAGAAGCCGGUUCCACCAUUUUAGAGAAGGUCUUUGCUCUUGUAACGAUUACUGGUGAGCCAAAUAUUGAACAACCAGUUGAUUGUCAAUCUUGGGGCUUGAUACUGAGCCAAUUAUAGGCCUACAAGGCUUUAUCUGGCUUGUCGGGUACAAUUCCUUAAAGUGAGAAGCAUCAACCAUGUAUUGGACGGUUUGAGCCAAUCAUCACAAUGCAUCUCUUCGAACAUAGCCAAGGACCAGAGCAUGAUGAGCAGUGAAUCAGACAGAAGAUACACCCCUGAAGAACAAAAGACUACUAAAUUUCAUGAUAGUCUGCCGUCCCUCUUGUUGAUGGUGCCAUACAAACACCUUAAAAGCCCAUGGAUCAUCUUUUGUUUUCAUCUUUUUUUCUGGAUAAGUUGGUGUGGAAUUUGAACGGGAGAUUUAGAGUUUACAAUCCUCAACACUGGGACCAAUCAGGCAAGUGCACGAACCCCAAAAAACUUCAAUCUUCAUGAACAUAUCCUCUAAGCGGUAACAGAGCAUUCCAC